This is a messenger RNA of Podarcis lilfordi (Lilford's wall lizard), 32405 nucleotides long. Lineage: Eukaryota; Metazoa; Chordata; Lepidosauria; Squamata; Lacertidae. The record is from the annotation of a GenBank genome assembly.
UAUUGUAUUUAUAGCUCAUCUGGCAAACGAACUCUUGACAGUCUAAUUGCUAAAUACAUAGUUUGGGUAAUCCAAUAAAGGAAUAAGCCUCAGUACCGGCCUUUUGUCUCCUCAUUCGCUGACUGGGACACGCAGGCACCGUUCAGCAAGGUAAGAGCCACAAGAGCAUGUCUACGUAUCUUUUCCAGCUACCCUUCAAUCUUGCUGCUACAAGGAGAACGGGGCUUAAGGGAAUCUUGGUAUAUUUUUCUUUCGAACCCUAAGGAACACCAGCGUGCACAAGAUGUUUUAGUUGCUUCUCGCAGACAGAAGCCAGAUAGCCUGUUGGCCUGUUUCCCCCCGAUGAACUUUGCUUGCUUUCGUGUUGCUGUGGGAUGACAAGAGCUAUCUCAGUUGCGGUUCAUGCCUCAUCAUGUUUUUGCUGCAUGUGUAAAGGAACUGACAAAUUCGACUCAGUUCACAUUUAAAGCCAAACCUGCCUAAAUUCACAUUGCAUUAAACAAUGUGAGAAAUCAAACAUCCUUUGAAAUUCACACUUACCUGAUUGUUUUCAGUGCGGUUCUCCAGCCAUGUCAUGUGUCCCAAAACUGCGAAUAGAAAUGUGCGUAUUAGGAGAAACCUGUGCUAAAAUGCUAGCGACUUUUCAUUGUUAUUCUUUUUAUAGGAAAAAAAUGCAGAUUGCUGCAAAAAAAGUGGAGGACUGAAUUUAGAAUUAGCAAAAUGAGAAACAGUGAAACUGAAAUCUACAUAUUCACCCAUCUCUGCUGUUGUUGUUUAGUCAUUUAGUCAUGUCCGACUCUUCGUGACCCUAUGGACCAGAGCACGCCAGGCACUCCUGUCUUCCACUGCCUCCCGCAGUUUGGUCAAACUCAUGCUGGUAGCUUCAAGAACACUGUCCAACCAUCUCGUCCUCUGUCGUCCCCUUCUCCUUGUGCCCUCCAUCUUUCCCAACAUCAGGGUCUUUUCCAGGGAGUCUUCUCUUCUCAUGAGGUGGCCAAAGUAUUGGAGUCUCAGCUUCACGAUCUGUCCUUCCAGUGAGCACUCAGGGCUGAUUUCCUUCAGAAUGGAUAGGUUUGAUCUUCUUGCAGUCCAUGGGACUCUCAAGAGUCUCCUCCAGCACCAUAAUUAAAAAGCAUCAAUUCUUCGGCGAUCCACCUUCUUUAUGGUCCAGCUCUCACUUCCAUACAUCCCAUCUCUGUUACUUUAAUUUAAUUUACUUCAGUGUGUUGAAAGGCAUCAGCUUCAUCACCAAACACAAACUAAUUUGCCUGGCAAAUGGGGUUACCCAGUAUAAUUACAUACUGUCUGGGUGGGUGUGCUCAUUUGAUUGUUUCCAUCAUUUCUAUCCCAAUUUUCAAAAAGUUUGUUUUUCAAAGCAGCUUAUGAAAGGAAGCCAAAGUUCUAUUCUGUUUUCUUUGAGCCAGGAUGGGUGGUUUUCACAAAAUAAAAGACAUCUGAAAAUAAGGGGUGCCCCACUUUUAGCAAACUGUGUACUUUUGUAGAACAUUAGAAUCCUCACAUGUACCAUGUAGUAUUUUCAGCUACUAUUCUUUGAAUACUUUUGGGGGGAGUCUAUCCCCUUGAACCUAUUUGGACUUUCUGCAUACUGAGUAAACUUAGAAAGAAUCAAGUUCUUCCUCUAAGUGCAUAGGAGACAGAAUAGUAUUCUAGACGAAAUGCCCUUUCAUUAGUUUCAGUUUUCCCAUUGCAGUGGAAUGUUUGGACAUUGGAAAAUGAAAAGGUAGCAUACCCUUAUUAUAUGCAUAGCCUUCUGAUUUUUUUUUCCUUCCUGUUGCUUCCUAAUGGCUUUGGAGAACGAAUCUGAUAAUAUAUUUAAACAGCUUUGCAUUAGAGGUAAUAGAAGCUGUGCUAAAGGAGACUUUAAAAAAAACCCCAACUAAACUGUGUGUGACUUGUGACAGGAGAAUACUUCAUCAUAAUGAUUGUGCAAAAUAGCAUUAACAGCUGCCGAAACAUGCACUGUAAAGUGUUCAUCACCCUGAAUUGCUUUUAAAGUGAUCUCAAGGGAGUGCUACGUUUUGUCUGCAAAUGAUGUUUGCAUGGGGGAAGUUAGAGUGAUUGUACUGGUAUUUGCAGGCUGUGUAAAUUAAUACAGUAAUUGUUUUUGUUUGCAGUGUGCAUUAUAGUUCUGGGACCAAGAACUUCUGAGUGAGGAAACCUGUGUUAUGUCAGUUCUAGGCAUCAAGGUUAAAUCAGAUCUCCCUCCCACCCACCAAAAAAAAUAUGUGUGUGCAUUAUAAUGGAUCAAAAUAUAACCAGCCUAACUUCUACAUAUAAUUUCACCCAUAGUUGUUGAUCCUGUAUUGCUUUAUUUGAUUAUGUUGUGUCCUGAUCUACUAUUGAUUUUAAUAAAAAGGAAAAUAUGCUUCCACUAAACAACACGGGCAUAGCCAGGAUUUAUUGGGGGGGCAGGCAUUAUGUUGGGGGGCAGAACUGAGUUAUCAGCAAUGCAAUUGGUCAGUAAGUUAAGCAUAUUUAUUUAUUUACUUGAUUUAAGGUGGGCAGCUUCCCUGCCCCUGCACCUCCCUGGUUAAGCCCAUGCUAACCAAUGGGAAUUAACUAAAUAAAUAAAAUACACACCUGUGAAAAAUAAGACACCUGCAUCUGAUCCUGGCCUCAUAUCUAACCCAAGUUCCAUUGUCGUGAAUUUGGCUUGUGCAUAGAAAAGUAGCUUGCCAGGCAGAAUGGCUUUGCCUUAACUCUCCUCCUGAGAGUGCUUGUUUUCUAUGUGCAAGGCAAUUUUUAUUUUAUUGAUUUCUUCGUAAGAAUUACCUUGCUAAGCCUGACCAAAAAGCGCGUUGCCAAUAUAAAGAGUUGUGGCUGUGUGUGUUUUAAAUAACAUCCAUUCAUUUUUUAAAUAAGAGGAAUGAUGAUUACACAGACAGUUCUGUCUGCAGACUUCCUCUAAGCUGAGUUAUCGUGCAAUAAAUCUAGCGCCCAGUUUGACCGCAUCAGUAAGCCAGGCAGUGCUGAUUAGCUGAGUGAAACCUAGCUGAGAAGGUUUCAUGGUUUAUGGAUUUUAUAAAUUGAGUAUGAAUGGAGAUAGCUGCUUUCCCUCAAUAAUACUAUGAUUGUAAUAGUGAUUUAUGUACGUGCUGCUUUUUCUGCUACUAAACUCCAAGUGGCCCUAGGAUCAGAUAGCUGCAUUUCAGGAAAAUCUUAUGGCAGUGUCGCACGACAUGUUACAUUUGUUACACCAAUAUCACACCGGCAAAUGCAUAACAUAUGAAAGUCAAAUCUGCUUGCUUAUGCAUGCAUUUGGAAAACCUGGUUUGGGAGACAUGUACAUAAUACAUAAUAUAUUUUACAUUGACAUUUGCUGCAGAAAACAGUGCAGCAACCAUACUCUGCAGUGUUCUAGAAGGCACAGACAGUGUUCAUCUCCCGUGAGGUUUAAAUUACUGCUUUUGCACUAUUUAUGUGAGUGUGUGACUCUUAUGGUAGGGAAUAGACUGGAAAUAAAGGCAAUAAUAGGAAGGAAAUAAAGACACUUGCCAUUGAAUGUGCACCUUGCCUAAUAUAAGUUCACUGUAAGCCAGUGUGGUGUAGUGGUUAAGAGCGGUGGACUCGUAAUCUGGUGAACCAGGUUCGAUUCCCCACUCCUCCACAUGCAGCUGCUGGGUGACCUUGGGCUAGUCACGCUUCUCUGAAGUCUCUCAGUCUCACUCACCUCACAGAGUGUUUGUUGUGGGGGAGGAAGGGAAAGGAGAUUGUUAGCCGCUUUGAGACUCCUUAAGGGGAGUGAAAGGCGGGAUAUCAAGUCCAAACUCCUCCUCUUCCUCCUCCUCCUCUUCAUAACUGGGAAAAUCCCAAACAUCUGAGCCCAGCCAUCCUGUGUAAAGUCUUGCAUCUUGCAUUUAGCCUCUCCUAGGGACGGGGCCAUAGGACGCGGGUGGUGCUGUGGGUUAAACCACAGAGCCUAGGACUUGCUGAUCAGAAGGUUGGUGGUUCGAAUCCCCGCGAUGGGGUGAGCUCCCAUUGCUUGGUCCCUGCUCCUGCCAACCUAGCAGUUCGAAAGCAUGUCAAAGUGCAAGUAGAUAAAUAGGUACCGCUCUGGUGGGAAGGUAAACGGCAUUUCCGUGCGCUGCUCUGGUUCACCAGAAGCAGCUUAGUCAUGCUGGCCACAUGACCCGGAAGCUGUACGCCGGCUCCCUCGGCCAAUAAAGCGAGAUGAGCGCCGCAACCCCAGAGUCAUCCGUGACUAGACCUAAUGGUCAGGGGUCCCUUUACCUUUAAGGACAGGGCCAGUGCCAACAUCUGGAACUCUUGGGCAGCUGCUGGGAUACCCACAGAGAACAACACUGUCAAUAACCUUGGUUUCCUCAUACCAGGCAGCUCAAUCUGCAAAUAGCCUGCUGCUGAUUACACCACUGCUAUUGCUGCCCAUCCCUCAGCAGGUAAGCCUGCCCGGGAGACCCAGAGAUGUAGGAGAGAGUAAACCAAAGGACACUUUGCUGGGGAGAGCCCUCACACCCUGCCUGAGGACUUCCAUGUGUCCAGGAUUUCUUUAUUUUUUUCCUUUUUCCUUUGAACAGCGGAACGGCCCCUUCCUUGCCUACUCCUAUAUACCUACCUGGACCUCAAGGCCAUCUUCUGUGGACCUUCUCCAGAUGCCUCUGCUGAAUGAGGCCCAGCAGGUGGCUGUCAGAGGUACUAGGUCUGGAUCCAACCCAUGGUGCUGCCUGCUUCAUUUUGAGGUCAUCAUUGCUUUUUUCCAGCCUCCUGAAUCAAAACAUCAUAAUUAUUCCUCCUCCUCCUUCUUGACCCGAAAUGCUCUUAAACACAUGCCACAGUGGAAAAAAUGCUGCACAGUUGCUAUUUUUAAAGAAAGUGGAAGAUUUUGAGAUGUUUUCCCCACACACCUCAUAGUUUGAUCAGUGUUGGGGUACAGCACUUAUUUUAUCCGUGUUUUUUGGUGUUUGUUUCAAGGCUAGAAUAAACAUUUUUCUUCUUCUUCACAGAGCCAGUAUCUCAGAGGAACUAUCAUUUAGUUGAAAUUUUGGAGACAUUCGAAUAAACAAGUCCCGAGCCUGAGUCCUAAAAGAAUGUGUUUCUGAGUGGUUCAGUGUAGAAAGCUAUCCACAAGCUGAACCUUAAGAAUGGGAGUGAGAAAAGUGAACAGAUGAAAAGUGUGUUCCUUCCGCAGCAUUACAGAGCCAGUCCUUUAAAUCUAUGGUAAAAAAAACGGGGCGCGGGUGGCGCUGUGGUCUAAACCACAGAGCCUAGGGCUUGCCAAUCAGAAGGUCGCGGUUCAAAUCCCUGCGACGGGGUGAGCUCCCAUUGCUCAGUCCCAGCUCCUGCCAACCUAGCAGUUCAAAAGCACGCCAGUGCAAGUAGAUAAAUAGGUACCACUCUGGAAGGAAGGUAAAUAGUGUUUCCGUGUGCUGCUCUGGUUUUGCUAGAAGCAGCUUAGUCAUGCUGGCCACAUGACCUGGAAGCUGUAUGCUGGCUCCCUUGGCCAGUAAAGCGAGAUGAGCGCCGCAACCCCAGAGUCAUCCACGACUAGUCCUAAAGGUCAGGGGUCCCUUUACCUUUACCUUUAAAAAGGACUGAGAGACCUGUGGCCCUCCUGAUGCCACUGGACCCCAAACACCUAGCAUCCCUGAACUUUAACUGGCUGGGCCUGAUGUCCACAACCUCUUGAAAGCUACAGGGUCACCAGCCCUGCCUUAAGGUGUCAAGCAAUGCAAAAUAUGCAGCCUUUCCUCAAGAUCUUUCUUUCCCUCUCUCAAGUGAGAAUCUGGAGAUUUGCUGUUUGGGUCUGCCACAGACUGGGAAACUAGAUAGAUUUUCAUGCUGCCCUUGCCACUGAUCCAGUUUGUGUCUGACUGCUGUUUGCUCCCGAAGCUCUGCGAAUUACACUGUGACAUUUAGUGAUUAUUUCAGACUGAAGUGAGGCCCGUGCUGUGAAUUCCUAAGUUUAGGAUGUAUGCUUUAAAUUAUUUAGCUAUGUUGUGGGUACUUUUCUUUUAUUAUCUUUUUUUUAAAAAAAAUGAAAUGAAUUUCGUACUUUAUAACUAAUGCCAUUAUUAGAAUCCUAACAAACAAGUUAAACAGGGGCGGUUGCCUGGGCACAAAAUUCUUAGGGGUGCAAAAUUUCAAAAGGGGGGGAGAAGGAGUAAUAAUAAAUUUAAAAAUAGCACACCCUCUCCCUCACACAGAAAAUAUUCCAGUGUUUGUGUGGGCAGGCUAAGGAGCAGAUUUGGGCAGCAGCUGGGUGCUAGGGCACACUUUGUGCGGGCUUUAGAAAGAUAAUCACUCCCAACCAAUACCCCAUCCUGCUCUCCACUGCGCUUGACACUCAUGGGGCAUGUUGGCUGCCACUUGGGCAGGUGGCCAAGCUGUUGCCCCUUCAAUCCAGCCUAUCAGCAGACAGUGCCAUGGAUACUUGCCCCAGCUGCCGGCAACCCACGCUACACCACUAUAUUCAAUUGCAUGGUGGCUUGGCUCUCCCGCUGAUUGAGAUUUGCCAAAGUACCAGUGCAGGAGACACCCAGACAAGUUAAUGAAAGUGAAAUGCAACCGACAUUGAAACUGACCUCGCUUAGUUAAUGGCAUUGUAAAGUUAGCUGACUUCUUUAUAUAUCUAAAAAAAAAAUGGUAUUGGUGAAAGCCAUCAGAAUCUGUCCUCAAACAAGGCAGGUGUGCGAACUGUGGCAAAGCCAUGCUUAAGUUUGGCUGUGGCAGAUUUCUCCCCUAUACCUCCUUACCAGUACAUAUCCCACCUCUCUGAUCAAAGGCUGUUCAAAAUGUUUUUGGGAUGGGGGUCCAAGCCCCCCACCCCCACAUUCUGCUGUGUCAUAUUCUAUUUGGACCGUGUCAGUGGCAGAUCUUGAGUUCUCAAAUUUCAGUGGUACUUGGUGUGAUGCCAAAAUUCAGUCCCCCUCUGCCUCCCUCACUCCAUUUCGAAGCAUAGUUGCAGCGUUGAUAGCCCCCCCCCCCGAGACUCCACCCCCAGUGUGACCGAUCCGGCCGUGCUCCCCUAAAUCUGCCUCUGGUCACGUUAUGUUUGAGAACAGGGCCCCAUUAUGAAACAGACUUCGUCUCAUUAGUUUUGCAUGGUCGAAGUCAACAUCCUGUAUCCUCCAACUUUUCUAGCAAUCACCGUCUCUUGGGGUGGGAAACAUAUAUAAAAUGUAAGGAGAAAUCACAGUAGGUUUUCUCACCUGCAGUGCGAGUCUGAUUUCCUCCUGGCUUCCAAUCUGUGGGGCAGCCACAUAGCCUAGCAAGUCAAAUAAUUGAUUAGCUGUCAAUCUUCCCCACACACUCUAUUUUAGCUGGGCUGCCUGCUUUAUUUUUUUGGCACCCUGUGAUGUUGCAUUUAUAUGUUUCUCUCUCUUCCCUUUUUUUUUUUAAAGUGGAAACAUUUUUGAAAUGUUGCAAAACUUCUCGCAGGGGUCAGCAAACUUUUUCAGCAGGGGGCCGGUCCACUGUCCCUCAGACCUUGUGGAGGGCCGGACUAUAUUUGGGGGGGGGGGGUGAACAAAUUCCUAUGUCCCACAAAUAACCCAGAGAUGCAUUUUGAAUAAAAGCACACAUUCUACUCAUGUAAAAACACCAGGCAGGCCCCACAAAUAACCCAGAGAUGCAUUUUAAAUAAAAGGACACAUUCUACUCAUGUAAAAACACGCUGAUUCCCAGACUGUCUGCAGGCCGGAUUUAGAAGGCGGGUCUUAGUUUGCCUAUCGAUGAGCUGAGCUAUGUGCACUGUCCACUUUUUUCCUUUUUUGCAAACUUACAGAACUGUUCACACACACCCCGCCACCCUUCCACUUGGAGAUUAAACAAAAUUACGUAUGUCUGGAUGUAAUAUGGUUUUCUCACUCUUAGAUUAGCCCCACAGCUCUACAUUUGGCACUAAAUUUAAACUGCAAGUAAUUUUAUCAUGAGGAUUUUCACCUUUGAGCCUCAUUCUCAUUAUUUAUGUUAAUGGCUGAUUCUUUUUCCUGUGAAAGAGGAAAUGAGCAUGCUGGCCAAGGAAGGUUUUACAUGAUUACAAACUCAAUGAAGGUAUUGUCUCCUGAAUUCUGUAACAAUCAACGCCUGACACACUCCCCAUUUAGCUAGCGCCACUCUCUGCCUACUCAAGGAAUGGAGUACAAAAAGAAUUCGAACAGGACAUUAAUGUGCCUGCACACCAGUGUUCAGGUGCGCUAACAGUGCUUCAACCCUGUGUGUUUAAAAUCAUUCAAAACAGUCAAGAGCUGUUUACUAAUUGCCUAAUGAAACCCAAGAAUGUCCGUUUCUUGACGGUGCUGUAAAGUCUCUGUUGGCAAUUCUCAGAACUCAGUGCCCAGAAUUCUCUUGUUGUGAGGCUUGGUAGUCAAAUCCUCAUUUGGGGAUUGAUGGCUAGCGUAAACUGGCCCUCAGUCCCACCAGACACGUUGCUGAGACUUAUGACCUUUGGCCACCCUGACUCUCUUGAACAAUACAGCAUGGCCAAUACAAGGGGGCACAAACAGGUAACAUUAGGACAUUAACCAGGCGAAGAGGCACACAAGAUUAAUGGGGAAAAGGUGUUCCUGCUUGUGCAAGAUUCAAACGCUUAUGCAUUUUUCUUCUUGUGGGCGGCAAUUGUUUCAGUUGGCUGGCAUUGCUUAGAAGCGAUGCUGAAUUUAAAACAGAGAUUAUUUUUAACAAAACCUCCCCAAAAAAAGGGGGGUGUAUCAGAGCUGAAAACCCACUUAUUUUGUUGUUUUUCAUAUAAAAAGAACACCUAGGUGCAGAGUCAACAAAAGAGGGUGUGGGGAUUUAGGGGUGCGAAGGAUCUGCUCCCUUGGAUAGUGUCGAAUGCCAGCUGCACUGAGCCUCAAAGAGUGAGUGUCUCUAGUGCUUUUGUCUCCUUAUAUGGUAAAAUGAUACACAGGGGUUUUUCACUAGGCUGUGAAGGCAGACGCCUGUUUCCACACAACACAGACGGCUGAGCAGAAAUCAGAAGAGCCGCUUGCUCAGAACUGGAGGAAUCCCCGGCUAGCUGUACAUCUCUCCUCUCCUCUGCCAGCAGGUCACUGUGUUGCCCAUUUAUUAAUGGAUGUGACUCCCCAUCCCAACUCCAGAGGGUACCAUUAACUGCCUGCCUGUAAGUAGACCUCCCUUUUUGUCCCUCCCUGCAACAGCCAACAAUAAACCUUUGGAGCAUCUGCUAUAAAUAACAAAAGGGUGUGAUGGGGACAACAGGGUGUGAUGUUGAGGCAGAACAAUGGUUUGCCCAAGAUGCAGCAACAGCCCUAGCUGUCUGUGUUAUAUACGGUGACAGGGCUGGCCCUUUGUUUUUUAGCAAAUAUGGGCUACAGAAAGAGGUCGGGUAAGAAUAAUGGUGUUGUCUUCAGGGGGAAUGUUCGGUGUCUGAAUGUGACAUGUGAGCAGGGAGGUAUGGCAUUGUGUCAGAUCCCAUCGUGACAAUUUUCACUCCCCAAUGACAUGCUGGAUAAGCCCCGGGGAAGCUCAUAAAUGAGAGUUCAGAUAUUGGUUUCUUUUACACCUCUGUGAACACUUCCUGCUUCCCAAAGCAACAAAAGACCUCAUUAAUUCUUUCCAGUAGCAGAAUCAGAGGAAACAAAGGUAGCCUUGCCUCUUUGCUGUCUCUCUCUCUCACGCACGAACACAAAAUAACUAAAAGACAGGGAGUCCUCUAAAGUGCAUUGCUAUUGUUUCAAGAUAUUUAAAGGGAAGGUACACGGUUCUUUUCUUCCUUUCAUUCAUUUAUUUAAUGUUUAAUCCCUGCCAUGCUUCUUCUAUGUUUGUAACUGAAAAAAUGCAUGUGAGUUGACAGCAACAACUUUUGUAUCUUUUCAUUUUUAUUCAAUUAUAAAUAUUCAUGUCCCUGCUUUCUGACUUAGCAGGCUUCCAAGGUGGCUUUGUGUAUAUUUCUGUAUUAAUGGGUCACUUCCUCCCUUCCUAUUUCCCACCGUAAUACCUUUACCCUUGAUUCAAAACAUCUUGGGUUACUGCACAUGCCAGAUGAAACAAUUUCUGGAGGUUGUUAAAACAAACUGAUGAUUUACUCUAGAUUGAACAGUUGCCAUAUGAAUAGUGUAUUUUAAUUACAUGCAAGUCAUGCAUGAAAUGCAAUUUUUAAAAGAUGAAUUCAGGAGAACCAAGAAAAAAGAGAGAGAGAGAGUUAAAGUCCCAUUUAACUCAAUGAGAAUAAAUUGCUAGGGCACUUUAGUUCCAUUGAUAUCAGUGAUAUGGACUCAAAACUAACUGGCUUUGUUGUUGUUGGCAUCUGUCAGUCUCAAGAGACAAUGACUCCAUGGAUGAAGUCAAACCGCUGUGUAAGCAGCACCAAAGUGACCUCCGUGGGGUGCAAGCCUGGGCAGUGUGUAUAGAGAUCCAGGGUUGCACAGUCGACAAGACCUGCCUCUCGGCCUCACUGAUGUGGUCCAAAGGAAAGCAGAGCAAUACGUUUGGCACCAGCUUGGCUGCAGGAGUUGCCGGAAGGAGGUGUACAAGGCACCAUCCAACAAUCUUAGGGACUCCACUCUGGAUUUGCGCCAGUGUGGUGUAGUGGUUAAGAGCGGUGGACUCGUAAUCUGGUGAACUGGGUUUGAUUCUCCGCUCCUUCACAUGCAGCUAGUCACACCCUUGGGCUAGUCACACUUCUCUGUGAAGUCUCAGCCUCACUCACCUCACAGAGUGUUUGUUGUGGGGGAGGAAGGGAAAGGAGAUUGUUAGCUGCUUUGAGACUCCUUAGGGUAGUGGUAAAGCGGGAUAUCAAAUCCAAACUCUUCUUCUUUUUCUUUACUCCUUAGCCUUUUCUUCUCCUGAAGAUAUCCCACAAGGCAACAGAGGUUUAGGAUCAGCUUUCCUUCUCCUAGAUGGGCUACCUUCUCAGGUUAAUGAGCCCCAUCUGCCCCUCACUUCCCUCUACAAUAUGUGCAGAAACCGCCUUCUUAACUGCUGGACCCACCAUUGGUUUCAUCCAUUCAGUUUGCCAGAGCCUGUUUUUGCAUGCAGAGGUAGUCCCUAAAUAACUGAGGGUAUAAGACCCAUCAACUACCCUCACCUGGUUUAGCCAGCCAUAGCCGUUCCCAGGUUUUGACCACUGUCACAUGCUGACAGCUUCUAGGAGCUACAGGUAAUUGCUAUAUGCAGGGUAGAGACCAAAGGUGGACCACCCUUUCCGUAACACCCCAUACACUCUGGAACAAACAACAUAUGAUGAUUUCCCCCAUAUUAUUUGUUUAUAUCUCCUGCCAAUUACUUGCUACUUACUACAUUAAAAAGGAGGUUUCCCCUUAAGCAAAAUGUAAUGUAAUAUAAUAAAUGAACAGAGGAUAUGCUUUCAAAAAUGGUGUGUACAGAGUGUCUGUUUUGUUGUUUAGGGUGUCUUACUUCAAGACUGGGAAGGUUAGAAUCUAUACAUACUAAUAAGGACUUCAAGUUCCUAUGCGGAAGCAAUCCAAUGGUGCAUUCAGCCUUGGGACUUUUGGUUCAUCUGCACUUUUAAGCCACCUAUUGUAGAACCCAGGUAAAAGAAAAGUUAGGGCAAAAUGGACAACCGCAGCCUUGAAAAAGCACACAAACUAUGCAAACGAUUGAACUAUUGAAAAGGCUGGAGUAUACGCACAUUCUGAACAUGACCAUGAUUAAAUGGCCCAAUGCGGUCUAGCACAUACUGAAGGCUAAACAAACUCUGGUUGGCUUACAGAACCACCCACAAGCCUCAAAAGUCCAUGGAGACAGCAGAAUAGGGUGUAGCAAUUUUCAAAAUGGGCUGCCUGUGUGUUCCUGCCAUGCAUAGCUGACAGGUCCUUUCCUCCUGAAAGCGUGUGGAUAGGCGUUUCUCAAAUGCCUCUUUAAACAGCUAUGGCAGCGAUGGGGAACCUGAGGCUAUUUUGGGGCUACUGCUCUCAUCAGCUGCAAAAUCAAUGGUCAAGGAUUUAUGGGAGCUAGAAUCCCACAUCCAGAGGGCCAUAGGUUCCUCAUCCCUGUUCAAUAACCUGGAUCCCCACUCCUUUUCUUAGGAAGGUAAGGAAAGAGGAAAGAGGAUCCUAGCAUUCCUUGAUCCUCUCUAAAAGCCUUCCUGACCAACAAGGCUGGGCAGCAGCAACAAAAAGCAAAUGCACCAACCUCUUCUCAUUGUUUUCCCAAAUGCAUAGAUAAGAAAACACCAUGCUUCAACUAGACCCACACGUAAACCUGGGUAGGCAUAUUGGGUGGAUUGUUCUUAAAUAAGAAAAACAAUUUCAGUAAAUUAUCCAACUCUAUCUAAUCUCUCUCUGUGUGUCUUUCUGGUAAACCAAUUACUGUUAUUUUAGCAAUUACUUGCCAAAUAUCGAGCUGAUGUUACACACUGUACUCCUUGACCGACAUUUUCUAGUUGAUCAGGUAGCAAAAGACACUGAACUGUUAGUAUUUACAUCUUCCGAGCCACUUCUAUACCAGUGUAAUAACUGGUUGGUGACUGGCCAAAUGCAGCAAUAGUGGGAGCAUUCCUCUCACAUCCUUAUAACCAAGGUUUAUUUUCCUUUUAAUCUGGACACAAAAGAAAUUUUCAAUACUAUUGACCAUAGUAUCCCUCAGGAUUGGUUAUUUAGGUUGGGCCUAGGAGGCCCCAUGUAACAUUACCUCCAAUCCUGCCUAGGGAACCAGUCUUGGAGGUUUGUUCUGGGUGCUUUUAUUCCACCCCUUGGUUGAUGUCCUGUGGGGUUCUAUUGUGUUCUCCAUGCUUUUUAACAUCUACACGAAAUUGGUGGGGGGAAAGUCAUCUGGAGGUUUAUGCUGAAGCGUAACCAUUAUACAGAUCUAUUCUUUCCCCAUCUACUCAUUCCAAGGAGAAUGCUGGACCUCUGAAUUGGGGCUGAAUGAUGUGGAAGUGGUUGAAGCAGAUAGGACAGAAGCCCUGUAGGUGGGGAAACCAAUUCUUAUGGAGGCAGCUUUACCUUCGGUCCUUGGUGGUGUCCAGUUUGGGAGUGCUAUUUGAGUUUUUCCAGGACAGUUUUUCCAGGUCAUGUGGCCAGCAUGACUAAGCUGCUUCUGGUGAAACCAGAGCAGUGCAUGAAAACGCCGUUUACCUUCCCGCCGGAGCAGUACCUAUUUAUCUACUUGCACUUUGACGUGCUUUCGAACUGCUAGGUUGGCAGGAGCUAGGACAGAGCAACGGGAGCUCACCCCGUCAUGGGGAUUCGAACCACCAACCUUUCGAUCGGCAAGCCCAAGAGGCUCAGUGGUUUAACCCACAGCGCCACGUCCCCUUAGUCUGGAUUAAUGCAAUAUAAUUCAUGUGGGGUUGCUUUUGAAGGUAGUUCAGAAACUUCAACAAGGACAAAAUGAAGACACCCAGCUGUUGUUUGGGGCUAGAUGGCAUCUGGUUAAAUGCUUUUAAAUCCCCGAACACUUUGCAAAGUAGCCCCUGAAAGCCACAGAACACACUGUGGAUCCCUGUACCUGUCCGUUCCCUCAGUUUCAUGAAAGGUCAAGUUCCUACUCAUCACAAGGAUUCUCUUGUUGGCUCAUUAAACAAAAAUCAAGUUAAUCCCCAGCAACCCACAGCAUUUUCUGCCUGGUCCUUCUCCCCUUUGCAUAACACAAUUCCCUUUUUCUCCAUCUGGGUUUUUCUCUUUAAGCCUCACCUGAAUGAGAUUCCCUCCCACCUGUUUAAAGACUUGUAUUCCUUUCAUCCAUCCUUAGAUUCUCAGUCCUGUCUCACUCCUGGCCAACAAUCAUAUCUGUUCCUCCCAAUGACUGCCUUUCGUGACGCCACAGUACAUGCUAGAACACCUCCUUUGACUCACCUUCCCACUGGCGUUCCUUUUCUGACCCACCCAUUUUUUUACAAUCAGGUCAACUGCAAGGGGGAACGCCAAAGCAAGCAUGAGCAAUUGGCCUUGCUUGUCCUUCUCCCUCACACAAGGUUACCUCAAAGAAUACCCAUACCUGAAUCAACCUGUCUGUGUCUUAAGAUCCACUCCAGAGGCCCUGUUUAAGUGCCUAGGCAACUAGGAUGACAGGUAAAUGAAACAGGGCCUUCUUGGUGGCCCCACAGUUAUUGAACUCUAUUCCACUUGAACUUAGGCAGGCAUCAUUCCUUGAUUCCUUCAAAGGAACAUUAAAGACCCAUGAAUCUACUUCUGCUUGUAGUGCCUAGCCUGUGGCUGUGCCUUGGUUUUUUGCAUGGCUGGUUCGUGCUGGUUUCAGCAGUAUUUCAUACUGCUGAGCAUGCUGUGAAAUGUAUGCUUGCAUCUGUUUUUAAAACUGUAUUAUGGUUUGCUUGCGUGCAUUUUUGAACUGGUUUGGGAAGAAUUUUCUUUGAAGAGCAGCCUGUAUCUUUUUCGUGUGUAAGUAAACAGAACCACACUGUUUUCUUGAUGCACUCUAGAUCAGCAAGAAGAACCAACAAGUUGGAGAGAGAAAAUACCGUAUUUUUCCAUGUAUAAGACGAUGCUUUUUGCUAAAAAAAAAAUUAGGCAAAAAUUGGGUGUCGUCUUAUACACGGAUAGUGAAUGCAGAAGGGGGACGUGCGGUUAAUGGCAGCAGCAAGCAGGAGAUUGGCAGCAGCGAUUGGGCAGGUGCCUGUGGCAAGGCCUGUUGGUGAUUGGCUGUGGCUGCAGCAAUUGGGCAGGUGACUGGUGGCUGUGGCGAGGUGGGCGGGCGAUUGGCGGCUGCAGCAAGGUGUGUGAUCGGCAGUGGCUACGGCAAGCGAUCAGCAGUGGCGGGCAGGUGGGUGAGCGAUUGGCGGAAGUGACCUCCCCCCCCCCGCAAUUAAACAACUUAAUUUCUUAAUUUUGGGUUUAAAGGGGCCGUCUUAUACAUGAGGGCGUCUUAUACACAGAAAAAUAUGGCAGCUGUUUUAAGACAGGGAUGUGGAACGUCAGGCCUGGGUACCAAAUGAGACCUUCUUGGUUUCCCCAGUCAGCCUUCAGGAUUCUCCCAGGCCAAAAUCUCAGCCCAGGUCACAAUCUUCACUGGAACAGCUCUGCACCUUCCUCCAGAGCUUUUGCAUCCUUGAUAAGACCUCUUGCUUGCCUGGGUAGAGGAUGAAGAGUUGUGCAUGCAGAUACCUCUGGCUUUUACAUGUUUGGCACGUAGCUCACAAUGCAAAGGAAACAGCCACAUCCAUUGCUUUGUCCACCUUUUAGCUCUGGUGCCACCCAUUUCUGACCUCUCGUCCUACACAACCUUGGCAUGUGGCCCCCACAUGGUUGCACCCAAUAAAAUGUGGCGCUUGAGCUGAAAAGGGUUUUCCUAUCGCUGGUUUAAUACAAGCAGCUGUUUCCGGGUCCAGUUGUAAGUGCUUUUUAAAUCCCUGGAUGCUUUGGAACCAUGUGUAAAGUUUCCCCUUAUAAUGAGAACCACCUGAGCCCCAAAGCACCCUCUAACUUCCCAGGGUGCGUCUAGCGAGAGGGGGGAAGCCAAUUCCUUGCAUGCAGAAAAUUCCAGGUUCAAUCCUCAACAUCUCUAGCCGAAAGGAUGAAAGAGCAAGUGAUGGGAAAGGCCUCUCUUGAACCCAGGACCUUUGAGAGUCACGGCUAGCCAGAAAUGACACUAUGCGGCAAGAUAGGCAAACCACCUGAACUUUGGCUGAAGCAACCUAGUUUCAUUACUUCUAAUUAGAGAUGGAAAUAUGAUGGAUUAUGCAGAGUUGGGGUUCUGGGAUACUGACUCUGCUGAGGAGUGAAGAGAUAUAAAAAGUCUAUACUCCCUCCCUCCCCCCCACAAAAGUGUGACAUGGAAAAUUGUGAAUAACAUUUGCAUGUUUGCAUCUGCACCCUGCUAACUACUCUACAGAUAGACAGAUCGAUAGCAAUCAGCUAUCUAUCUAUCUAUCUAUCUGUCUGUCUGUCUAUCUAUCUAUCUAUCUAUCAUCUAUCAUCUAUCAUCUAUCAUCUAUUAUCUAUCUAUCUAUCUAUCUAUCUAUCUAUCUAUCAUCUAUCUAUCUAUCUAUCAUCUAUCUAUCUAUCUAUCUAUCUAUCUAUCUAUCUAUCAUCUAUCUAUCAUCUAUCAUCUAUCAUCUAUCAUCUAGCUAUCUAUCAUCUAUCUAUCUAUCUAUCUAUCUAUCUAUCUAUCUAUCAUCUAUCUAUCUAUCUAUCUAUCAUCUAUCUAUCUAUCAUCUAUCUAUCUAUCUAAACACACACAUACCAUCUUUUCUUAUUUUCCAGUCUCUUCAUUCCAUUCUUGUUUGCAGGGAUUUGUAGCUUUGAUCGGAAAAUGGAUUAGAGUUCUUGGAAGGAGGACAUAAAGUUCUCGCGAAGCAAUGAGAGGCAAUGUUUGUGCCAACAAACUGGUAGGGGACUGAAAAAUGAGCUACUCCCGGUAGUUCAGUUUUGCUAGGCUGUAACAAAAAGAGGACCUUGUAAAUCUUUACAGCUUUUGAAACAAUAACAAAAAUCCUUUCCAAACACCUCUUCCUGCGUGGAUUUAUGUCUGCAAAAUGUUCCAGAUACAAAUCUUCCUUUCUUUCAAGAAGGAAAACAAAGAGGAGUGCUGGGGGGGGGGUUGUACAUUGGGCACAAAUCAUGAAUGCCUUACAAUAGACUCACACCAGUAAAACAAAACAAAACCCCAAAAUAACUGUGAAGAAAAACUACAUUCCUGCAUAGAAUUGUAUACUAGUCUGUCAGUCUCAUGAACUAUGAGGCCACAACUGCAACAUAUCUGAUCUUUUUUUUUUAAAAAAAAAACCCAAAUCCUAAAUAGAGGGACCUGGGAGAUCAUUACUGGGACUGUGGUUUAACUCCUAGGACUAAUGGCAACAUGGGGAAAAUUUUCCUCAGUAAUUCAGUGUCAGUAGUAUGAGUUAAGCCCCCUCCCCAGUUUCCAAUUCUAAUCCUGCUUUCUAUUUAAGUUAAAAACACACUGAUACAGUGGUACCUCUGGUUACAGACGCUUCAGGUUACAGACUCUGCUAACCCAGAAAUAGUAAGAACUUUGCUUCAGGAUGAGAACAGAAAUUGCGUGGUGGCGGUGCGGCAGCAGCAGCGGGAAGCCCCAUUAGCUAAAGUGGUACCUCAGGUUAAGAACAGUUUUAGGUUAAGAACGGACUUCCAGAAUGAAUUAAGUUCUUAAACAGAGGUACCACUGUACAUCUGAAAUUCACACAUCUCCCUUUUUGACCUGAUACUUCCCUGAGAGUAUAGCAACAAGAAAGGUGUUUGGACAAUGUCUGGCACCAGUGCUAUUUUUCUAGAAAAAGAGGUGCCGGAACUCACCAUGAACACCUCCCUUGUUCUCUUAGAAUGGCAAUGGCGCCCACCUGAGAUUUGCCAGAACUGAGUUGUGGUGAGUUCCGGCUGGAAAAAAGCCCUGUCUGGCACUGAGGUCCAAAGGCAGGCAACUCCUUAGAGAAGGCAGGUGCAGGCAGAGAUGACAAACGUAAUGAAGAGCAAACCUGACCAAAUUCAGGGAAUGCCACAGGGCUGGGAGCUUUCUGGUGGUUUCUUGGGGCAAGAGUCCAUCCCAUACUGGCAAAUUUGAGGGUUUGCCCCUCAAAAAUUUCCCCUCAGAAUUUGACUUCUUGCAACAAGGGAAGCAGUGAAACGAUGCGCUGGAAACUGGGAUAUAACGCUUGCCUGAUGCAAUGUCAUCAAUCAAGCGGUAUAUAAAUUGUAUGAAUAUUUUAUUUUUUUAUUUAAAAACCUCCCCACAAGCAGGUCAGUAUGAGUACUACGUAAAUAACCAACAUCAUCUAACCUCCCUGCAAGCUUUGUGCAAAAAAAAAAUCAGGUUGAAUGAGCACCUGGAAAUUACCUGACAUUACCUGAUUCCUUGACUCAAAUUACAUGCAGCAAGUUGUCUUUUCAAAUCAAUGCCUCGGCAAGGAGGAGGGAAUUGGUGACUGACUCCCAUAGCUCCUGUCCUGCUUCAAGUUCUGUGGUCGCUUAUUGUCGGCAUCUAAACUCCAUGUCAUCAUUUUUACUGAAGCUUUUUGCCUCUGCUUUCAACAGCUUUUUCUUUUAUUAAAUCUGCUUUUCGGUGCAGAAGUUCGCAUAAGUGUACCAUACUUGCCUCAGGGGAAUUAUGAAGGGUCAAACUCAAGAGUGCCCUGUUAUUACAGUGUAAUCCUACACAUGUUUACUUGGAGGUAAGUCUAAUUAUGUUCAGUGGGGGUAGUCUUCAGGAAAUGUGCUUGGUUAGGGCCCAGCCUUCUUCUCUGGGGACUGUAAACAAUAUCUCUCUUACUUAAUACAGCAGAAAACAGAGAAAAUUGUGUGUGUCUUUGUGUGUGGUGUGCUUAAGAUCUGCUUUUUCUCCAAGGCAAAUUAAAAGAGUACGGCUGCCAUGGAAUUUCUAUAUUUCCCUGGUGUGUUAUAAUGUUUCUGGGAUUGUUAUAGGAAUACAGAGUGGGCAUAUUUUCAUAUUUUACUAUAAUGCUAACGAGAGCAUGAUUUACGUUUUCGAAAAAAUUUCCCACACAAUAGUUAAAAUAGUUGGGGUUUAGUUAGGAAAGAUUCCAGAAUCAAAACCUAUCCAACCCUGCAGAAAUUAUAGUACGGACCUUCCUGUACUGGCUUCUACUACAGCCUGCAGGUGGGAGGGAAGAGUUAUAUAUUUCAAUUUUUUUCCACGUGACGAAACCUUCCUGUGUAUAUAGAGCAAGCAUAAGUUUAGCCUAGCUGCCUCCCUUUGCUCUUUGAGUGCAAGGAUUUUCUCCAGCACUCUCUCAUGUGAUCUGCAACUGGUGACACUGUCCAAGGAAUGCUAUGUGUUAUAUUUGCAUGCAGGAAUAAGUCUUCUUGGAUGCACUUGAAAUGUGUGGGCUGCUGCUAUCAGAGAGACAGACAGACCUCACCUGCAUUUCCUGUUGCACAUUUAAAAACCAGUUCUUUGACCAUUCAGCACUGCAAGGAACCUCUCAAAACCAACCACAUGGAGGCAGCUCCACUGACAUAACGCCUCUACUGGUGUGAACCAGCCUCCCACCAAUUUUAACAACAUCAGCAAUGCAAAUACAAACCACAAACGCAUACAACUCCUAGGGGCUGAGGUCCUUUCGGCACUCCCCAUAAAAUAUUUGAGGGGACCGAGUGUGCAGUAUGUCAUGUGUGUGCAGUAUGUCAUGUGAUCAUUUGUGCAGGGUGGGGCUUACCUGGGAUCCCCCAAUAUUUUAUUCAAGUUGGCACCCUUGCAUGGCAGCAUGGAAAUAACUUAUUGUCACAUCCACACUAUUCGUUUGAAGCUCAUUUGAAGCAUAUUAUUUCACUCAAAGAAUCCUGGGAACUGUAGUUUGUUUGGGGUUCUGGUACCUGUAGCUCUGUGAGGGUUGUCCUGAGAGGUUCCCUGGAAGAGGAAUUGGCUGUUAAACCACACUGAGAAUUGUAGCUCUGUGAGGGGAUUGGGGGUCUCCUAACAACUGUCAACACCCUGAUGUCCCCUAACAACUCUUAGCACCUCUCAAGGCUCCUGACACUUCACAGCAUCAUGCUUUGAACCCAUGGAGCAGAUGGGGCCUAUGUCUGCCCGCAUGAUAAAUAGUAUGAGGGAGACUAAGUUCUGGGAAGAAGAUGCAUCAGGCAUUUUCUUAUUUGUUUAUGCACCAUUACAGUGGAUUCAAUAAUUUGCCUAAAAUAAAGGAAACCAACAAUUUCACAUGAAAGACCAAACUGAGGGCUAGGAUAGGGGUACAUACAAUGUGAUCUGUUUGAACCAGAGUUUUUAUACUUGCUUAGCUCAUGGCAUGGCUUUGGGUGAUCUGUCACCCUAAUAUACCUCUUUUGAGGGCUUAGGUAGAAUAACCACACACUGCCAACCCCAGAAGUCCUUCGCAGGAUGGUGGGGUACAAAAAUGAUAAGCAAAUGACACCUCACAACAAAACAAACAAACAAACAAAACAGACCUUUCUCUCUCUGACACUCAAGGAGACACCAUGUUUAUCCGUGCUAUUUUUCUAGAAAAAGAGGUGCCGGAACUCACCAAGAACGCCUCCCUCGUUCUCUUAGGAUGGCAAUGGUGCCCACCUGAGAGGUGCUGGGACUGAGUUCCGGUGAGUUCCUGCUGGGAAAAAAAGCCCUGGUUUUUAAUCCAAAGCUGCUUGUUUUCUUGUUGACAGGCAGGCAGAAUCCUAGAUGUCAAAAUGACAGAGCGCUUUGACUGCCACUACUGCAAGGAGACACUGUUUGGCAAGAAGUACAUUUUGAGGGAGGACAGCCCCUACUGCAUCAAGUGCUACGACAGCCUGUACUCCAACACGUGCGAGGAAUGCAAAAAGCCGAUUGGCUGCGACUGCAAGGUACUUCGGAUACGCUUUUCAACCGGCCUUGUUCUUGGAUCGCAAUUAAUGUGCAUUUUAUUUAUUUGUUUGUUUUAUACAGCGCUCCCUAGUUCAGCAGAAACAUGUAAGCCGUUUGCAGGUCCCAACAAAAAGGAAUGUGCAAAUAGAAGAUAAAGUCCAGAUUCAAAAAAACCAAACAAUACUACUGCUACCGCCACAACCACAACUGCUGCUGCUACUAAAUUUCAAAUAGAAGUUUCCUUGUGGCAGCUGGACUUUACAUCACAUCUCUCCUACUCUAAGGAGAUGCACUGGCGGAGGAAGAGAAGUGCCGGGGGAGCGCACCACCCCCGGCAACGUGAUCCAGUGGGGUGCCAUUGCGGCUGCCCCCCACCCAUGCUGGGUGCCACGCCCCUGCGGGCAGUGCACCACGCCCCCAGGACACAUGCCACGCCCCUAGGACACACACCAUGCCCCCAGGACGUGCGCCACGCCCCUGCAGGUGGCAUGCCCCGCCCCCAGGAUGAAUGCCAGCCCCGCCCCCACCUUCUCUCUGCCCCCCGGUGCCAGAGCAUGAAGCUCCGGCACUGAUGAGAUGGGUCAUGUUUAUUGUAGGAUUUCUCUUGCUCAUGUACACAAACUUUUCAUAGCAUCCCUACAAUGCCUUUGGCAUCACAGCACCAACCCAUGUUUCUUUCCAGUCCAAUCUACAUAUAGAUUAGGGAAAUCUGAUAAUUCAAAAAUAGCAGUUGCCAGUGACCCAUUCACAAUAUCAAGCCUGUGUCUGGAAGCACCCUAAGAUAAUAUUUUUGGGGAAAGUCGGUAGUGCUGAGUUUUAUAAUUUUUUCCUCUUCUGCCACUGUCCGUGUUCAAAAUCAUCCCUAAGGUCAGGCAUAGGCAAACUCGGUCCUCCAGAUGUUUUGGGACUACAACUCCCAUCAUCCUUAGCUAACAAGACCAGUGGUCAGGGAUGAUGGGAAUUGUAGUCCCAAAACAUCUGGAGGACCGAGUUUGCCUAUGCCUGCCUUAGGUGCUGGGGGAGUACAGAGACUCUGUUCCCUACUGCACAUCUAAGAGCAGCUUUGGAGUGAUGAAAUAGAUCAGGAUAACAGUUUUGGGGGAAAGGUUGAAACCCUCCCACUUCCAGCACUUACUGAGCCAAUCAAAACUGGAACACCCAUUGACUGCUUUAAGGUAAACAUGAACAUAUCAGAUGACUAAUCACAGAUCUCCCACAUCUCCUUUGGUUGGCCUCAAGUCUUCUUAUUUUUUCAAUAACAGAGUUUUGGUUUUUCUCAAUUUCUCAUUUUUCCAGGCUUAAAUUCAGUUGUCUGUUGCAAUAAAUGAUUAAUAAUAAUAGUCAGCACUUUAUUGUGAAUUUAUACACACAUUUUUAUACAGCUUUGGCUAAUAUGCACAAUUUUGCAAACAAAUUUCCAGAAUCCUAUGCAUUUUUGCACACAUUUUCUGGUUGGAGAAAUUGUACUUCAAAAUUCAAAGAAGUGCAAAUUUUGGAGGAUAGUUGUGUUUUGAUUUGUGUAUUGGUUUAAAAAUGUGUGAGUUGGGAAGUUUCUCAUGGAAAUGCCAGCCUAGUCUAAUUUCUUCCCAUCCCUACUAAACAUACAUGUGCAAAGAUUCUCUGAGUUGCCAAGCAGAAAGAAGGCAGCAGUUUCUUUGGUGAGUCUACUUCUAAGAUCUUUUCCUUGGGGACUUUGAAUGUGUUGACAUUCAAGAAUCCCUAAGCUUGACUAAGCUCCAACAAAUUUCAGAGCAUGGAAUUAAUCAGCUGAACUUUUCAACCCAGACUGAUGGAUUUGGGGAGUGUAGGUGUUAUCAGAUCUCUAUGGUGUUUUUUUUAACAAAACAAAAAACAAGACUUUCUGCAAGGACAGAUAAAGUCCUUGAUAGCCAGAAGAUUGGUGGUGGUUGUUUUUCCCCCGGUGAAGGAAUAUAUUGCUAUAGAUAAGAAAAAAAAUAUGCACACACAUAUUCCCACUUGAACACUCACAUGCACACACAGAAGCUGACAAGAGUGACUUAACAGGAGAGAAUAACAAAGAUGUGUUUGUGAUUAAUAUCUCUUUCUGCCAAUUAAACUUCAGUGAUCCUCACUUAGCAACUGCUGCAAUAAACUUUGCCCAUCAUGUGGCAACAGCAUUCCAUAUCAACUAUGGAUCAGUUUUGAUGUGUAUACUCCUCAUGGAAUAUGGCCUGAGUACAUGCCACAAACUAUUCUGCCGGACAGAAAACUUGCUUUACAAGUUUCUUCAUCAGCAGACCCUCCUGCAAACUGUAUUUUGAAAUCCCUUGAAAGUUCAUAGUCCAUUAUGCAGUUAUGCAUACCUAAGUCCCAAGGAAGUCUAUGCCAGCCCUACCAUUAGGCAAAAUGAGGCAACCGCCUCAGGUGGCAGAAGCUGAGAGGCAGUAGCCAUAGCCCUCCUGUCUGUCCUUCCUAAGCUGCUCUGCCAUCCCCCUCCAUCGGAGGACAUGCCUGUGUGUGCUAUGUGCAACAUGUCUUGCGCCCCCUUCCAACUAGCCUGCCACCUUGGGUUCAAAGGAGGACAUUAUCCCAUCACCAUUACUGAAGUAAGAUUCAAGGACCAGUUCAGCCAGCUUCUGUAUGUAGAAGUAUGGUUUUAUUUGCCCACACAGCUCAGCAGGAAAUUAGAAGGCUAAAGCCCUAAAAAGAACACAUUCCUAUCAAGGGAACAGUAAUCAGAUGGGGCUUUCUUUUCUUGAAUUUUGUAUUUUAAAAAAAGAUGCUACUACUUUGGUAGGCAAACAGAGGGAGGCAAAAAUAAAAUGAGAAGGAAGAAAAAUGCAGAAGAGAGCAAAUGCAAAGAAAGGAACUUGAUCGUUUUUAUACACCUAAGUUUUCACAAACUGCCAUUGUUUCAUAGCAGGAGAAAUAUAUAUAUAUAAAAUGUCCAGUAGCACCUUAGAGACCAAUUAAGUUUGUUCUUGGUAUGAGCUUUUGUGUGCAUGCACACUUCUUCAGAUAACUGAAGGGACAUUGCACAUAUUCCAUUUGGCUCCAAGUUGUUGUUUUCCAUAAAAAUUCCUUUCCAGAGAUACUAUCAGGAUUAUGUGAGGUAAUUUCCUGCAAAGGAAAGUUGUUGAAUUUUCAGUGCUAAACGAACAAUUAAUAUUACGCUUUUGCUCGAGAGUCACUGAGCAGUUCUGAUAGUGACAGAUUCUGUGUUUCAGGGCUGGCAUUUGGUUUAUUUUUUGUGGGGGGGGGAGUGUGCCAUUAAAAUACUCUUUAAUGAAUAUCCCCUUUGGUGGGUUUGUUUGUUUGUUUGUUAUAAUAAAUGAACUUUUCUUAAAAACUGGAGGGCAGCUCAUUAAGGGCAUGCAAGUAUGUGUGGUGGGAGCAGUAUACAAAAUUCUGCAACUAGCUGAACUUAACUGCAAUUGUUUUAAGUUGUUUGGAGUUGAAGUUCUGUAAGUGAAGCUUAUGAACCCUAUAUUUGGACUGGAUCAUAUUUAUUUCAAAGAAGACUCGGUUUCUAUUCACCCAACUGCAAUAUUAAUAACCUCAGUAGCCCUGACCUAGUUCUUCCCUUGCAUAGUCUGAGUAAAUUCUCCUCCAUUUCUCUUAGUAAGCUCUUUACUAAGCCUCCUUUGUGGUUUGGGAUUUCUACAGGAUCUGUCCUACAAGGACCGGCACUGGCACGAAACCUGCUUCCACUGCUUCCAGUGCAAGAACUCACUGGUGGACAAACCUUUCGCAGCAAAAGAAGAACAUCUUCUCUGCACGGAAUGCUACUCCAAUGAAUACUCCUCCAAGUGUAGCGAGUGCAAGAAGACCAUCAUGCCAGGUUAGGACUUGGUCUGCUUUCAGGACGGGGAUGGGAGUGUCUUUCGGGGACCGAAUUCAAGGCCAAUGGGAGGCUCUUCCACAGUCUUAUUUCUGUAAGCCAGGGUGAUGGGGCAGGAGGAGAUGCUCAAUCACUUCUGCUUCUAACAUUUUAAAAAUGCAGGAGAUAGAUCCUGAUAAUGAAAUCCCUGAAUCUUGGCCGGUUGUGCCUCAUUAUAUCAGUUUGUUGCUAUUGCUUAAGUCUGUGAACUACAUUGAUAGCAGAGGAAUACUGGAAGCGACCCAAAGACCUAAAGGUUUCAUAAAUUUUAAUAUAAAUGAAAAAGCUUACCUGGAGGCAAGACGUAUUCUCCAUACUUUGAAAAUUAAGUACAUAAUUAUUAUUUUUAAGCAGCAGGGUUUUUCCCCUGACUUUCUGACUUUUAACUGGGGCUAUCAAAAGGCUCGCAGUUUAUCUGCUUUUAUAAGAAAAUCAGAAAAGGCACUCUCUGAAACCCUGGAAGCUGAGCAUGCUUCGUGCUCAGGUUUCACUGCCCCCAAACUAGCAGCCUCCCAACAUCCUGAAUCGUGGAUUCAAAGCCCAAUUAAACGUGGUUUGAUUUUACUUGCUGAAUAGAAUGCAAUAGCUUGGCUGAUACGAGUGUUUUUGCUGGCAGAGUCUGAUGGCUGUGCUGAAAAUAGAAGGCAGGGGAAAACCAGUUUUUUUAUGAGUCAGGAAGUCGAUGUGUAAUCAGCAGAUGAUCACUAGUAAAAAAAAAAAACUUUUUGAAUUGCCUCUUGUGUCGCUUAUCCUCAAAUUAAUUUUUAUGCUUGAUUAGCCAUGACAUUAAAAUUAGAGAGGUUUGGGUUACAAGCUAGGAAAGCAGAAACCACAACUAUGCAGCUACAUUCAAAGCAGAUGACCAAAAUCCAUUGCAAUUUUGCAUUAGCUACAGAUCUCUCCUCACCACCACCACCGCCAACCCUGCUAUGUAUAAUGGCAAAUGUCCUAGGUGGUGUGUUAAAGCACUUGCAGAGAUUACAGAGGCUUGAUUCAAGGCUUAAAUGAAACCACACAUUUGGGAGAUGCAAGGGGGGUGGGGACAAGUGUUUGGCCAAAAGCAUACCCCAGAGUCCACAAAAGGUGCCCUUUAUCAUCUGGGAAUUAUCUGCAAGGACUCUGGUUUUCAUGUUUUAAAUGGCCGCUAGCGUUCGCUUUUGAAACGGAACCUGCGUGACAUGAUUUGGGACGAGGAAAAGGAAACACCUUUGGCAGGUGGGUAUCAGGCUUCGGGGAAUCAGAUUCCUCCCCUGGUGGCAGCGAAGAAGCAGAUAAAAGAAAACAAAAGAGUUCUUCUUUUAAGAGUUCUUCGCUCCCGGUGGCAGCGAAGAAGCAGAUAAAAGAGUUCUUCCCAAUUAGUUUAUUCAACAAUCAAAGGGAGAGACAAAAGAAUGCGUCUCUCUCUAGAAAUGGUGUUGCUCCAAGAAAAGUCCCACCCCUUCCAGUGUGCCAGUGUGGUGUAGUGGUUAAGAGCUGUGGAAUCGUAAUCUGGUGAACCGGGUUCGCGUCUCCGCUCCUCCACAUGCAGCUGCUGGGUGACCUUGGGCUAGUCACACUUCUCUGAAGUCUCUCAGCCCCACUCACCUCACAGAGUGUUUGUUGUGGGGGAGGAAGGGAAAGGAGAAUGCUAGCCGCUUUGAGACUCCUUCGGGUAGUGAUAAAGCGGGAUAUCAAACCCAAACUCUUCUUCUUCUCUCCGUUUCUACUAUUCUGCGUCACCGCUACAUUGGCUAAUCUGAGCUUUCUACCGCUGAGCUUUCUGUUCUACUACCCUCAAUGCCUGCCUUGUCUUAGUAUGGGGAGGGGGGUCAGGAUUGCUUUCAAAGGACCCUGCGUCUGUCAGCUGUCUCUCCCCUGGUGUUUCCUCUUCCUGCUGUUCCUCUUCCAGUAUUUCCCAGCUUCUAUCCUCUGCAACCUCUGAACUAUGACCUUCUGCAAACCACUGUUCUAAAUCUAUGCUCCUGUCCUCAGAAAGAUUUAGGAGAAAGGGUGGCGGCCCCCACCAUUCCUCCUCAGUCCAGUCCCUGGCAGCAGGGCUGGCCCUACCAUUGGGCAAAGUGAGGUGGCCACAUCAGGCAGCAGAUGUUGAGGGGUGGGGAUUGGCAGGCCCUCUCAAAGGUCUGGAGAGACCCAGGCCACUUCCAGCUUUUGAGACCCCAGCCAAAAAUAAAAAAGAUGACACACACACACAAAAAGCAUUGAAAAAUGUGAGGGUUUUUAAAAAAAUAUAUAAUCAGCUGAGGACACAUGUAUCACAGACUAAUCUUGUACCAUCAGAACUAUUCUGCACAGAGUCUGGCAGCUAUAAAAGGACCGUGGUGGCCAGUGCUAAUUUUAUACUUCUCCCUUGUUCUCCUAUGAUGGUGCCCACCUGAGAGGUACCAGAACUAAGUUCUGGCAAGUUCUGUCUGGGGAAAAAAGCCGUGGUGGUAGCCCUGCUGAACUGAUGUCCUCCUCCAAUCCUACCAUCAGAAAUCACUGAAAUCAAUAUUUUUAAGCCCAUAUAUUUAAACAGGUCUACUCUGAGCAUGAGUAACUCUAGAUAUCGCCUCAUAUAAUUAAACAGAACAGAAAUUACGAAAAUAAUUAUACACACAAAUCCAUCCAGAUGCAACUUCAUAGUGCAUGUCUGCACAGUGUGCUUACACCAUGCAAUGCAAUAUAAUAAAUAUAAUAGUAGAAAUGAAUGAAACACAACCCCUUUCUGCAUAGGAAAGGCAGAUGCUACAGGCUCUGGAUUUUCCAGUGUGGUGUAUUAAAUGUGAUAGUAUAAUAGCUCAUGCUGGCUUGUGCAAUGUGGGCUGACAAGUACAUCGUAGGUGGGCAGAUGUUGUUGCUAUCUCUGAUUUAAGCAGGUUGCAGUGGUCCAAACAGAAUGCAAUAAAAUUAUACCAUCGUAUAAUGGAAUAUAAUGGAAUUAUAAUCAUAUAAUGGAAUAAGAACUGAAAACAUCUCAGCAGUACUUCAAAGAUGGGAACUUGUGAAGCCACCCAGCUCAGUUAUCAGAUCUGCUUUGUUUAAUAGGGCAUCCUUUCAUUCCUUCAGGGAUCGACACUUUAGCUCUCAACUCUACCUAAUUCUUUUUUUUUUUAAUAAAAAAAAUCACAUAAGCACUAAAUGUAGCAUAAUUAUAGCUUUAUUAAUAUAGCACAUUAAUAAACUGAUAAGAUGUGAAAAGCCAUUUAAAAUGUCAUAGAGCAAGAUAAUAAUCUGUUAACACAUUUGCUACAUUGCUUUUAUGCCAAUUAGAGCUCACUUAAUAAUUUUUUAAGUCUCUUUCAAUGUAGCGCUUACUCUAAGAGGGACAAAUUCUCUCAUCUGAUAAAUGAUGUUAAUAUCACUGAAAGCUGCUUGCAAAUCAUACAGAGGUAAUAGCACUUUGCCUUUAAACUGCCGCCCAACAAUAAUGUGGUUGAUUUAACUAGGAUGCCCUUCAACAUUGGCUUUUCAAAGACCCCACAAGGUGUGCUUGAAAUAUUUAAAUGCAAAAAUUCCUCUUUCGUUUUGGCUGGGCUUCUUCUGCUCUGGUUUCUUUCCAGAGAGGGAAUGAAUCGGAGGUGGUUUUAGGGUGGCUCGACCAAGUGCUGUCAUGGUGGGCGCCAUGAUGCAGGGGACACACACAAAAAUGCUGUGUUGGAUUUUAGCACUGCAUAGGACCCCACUGAAGUUUGAGAGCCCAAAGUUGACCACUGAAUGAAUGAGCAUGUGCUCACAUUAGGGGAAUCCAUAUGUGAAAAUGAGAUGUCUCCUGUAUUUGUGAGAAAAAUUCAGAACAUGGUCUCUUUCAGACAGCCCAUUCAUUGAACAUGGUAGUUCCAUUGCACUCAGAAACCCGGGGUGUGUGUGGCUUGAGCGAGGACAUUCUCUGUGGCAAUUUCUAAGCUGUGGAUUUCCCACCCAAGGAGCAUUCGACACCUUUAUUGUGUCUUUCAUCAUCUGCUGAAGAUUCCCCACUGACCUCUUUUUGACACCCAAGAUAUAUUUUAGAACACAUUCUGUGCUCUUGGUUGUCAUCUGCUUUUACUGUUUUUUAAUAUUGCAUUUUUUUAUCGUUGUAACCCUUUCCACAAAGCUUGCGAACAAAUAUUCCAGGUUACACAUGCCCAACUGGUUUGACUUACUCUAGCAAGUCUCUUUUUACAGCCAGGGUCAAAAUGGGUGGUGUUUUUGUUGUUUGCUUGGUUGGUUGGUUGGGUUUUUUUGUUUUUGUGUUUUUGGAAGGGCUGGUGUGCUGGUCCCGAGGGUUAACCGUGUGGUGAGGUCCGAGUCCAGUCCGAGGUUGAGGGUAUGGUAUGGAGGCUGUCCGUCAAAGCUGAAGCGGGGUCCAAGGCAGGGAGUCGGGUGAGGUCAGGAACUCUGGCAGGAGAGCAGGACAGGGUGCAGGCAGGAACAGGCUACCAACAAUAUUGCUCCCACAACCUGGGACUGGGGCUGGCUUUAUCUGCCCCGAGGCAUAGGGCGGCCCCGGUCCACAGGUGACUCGCCUCUCCUGGCCUGGAGGUGAGCACUCCUCCUGUGGGAACUUAGUUCCCUCCGCCUCUCUGCCCUGAGCCUCUGCAGGUCAGGAGAGGCUGGAGGGUUACCGGACCCAGAGGCAACCUCAGCUGAGAGUGGAGCACCUGCAGGCAAUGGGUCCUCCAUCACCUCAGGAGCCAGAGCAGACUCAGCUGGUGCCUGCACCUGAGGAUCCAGCACAGGUGAGGACCCUUCAGGCUCAUGCCCCAGCCCCGGCUCAGCUGGUUCUGGAGGUGGGGACUCCUGUGCAGGCUGGGAUUCCUCAGGUUUAGCCUCCGAGUCCAAAUCCCAGGCCAUCACAGCUAGGUUAAUUCAGUCCUACACCCAAACUCAAAACUGUCUAAGGCAGAAAAUGGGCUGGAAAAAUGCUGAAGAAAGUAGGAAAACAGAAGUAGAGGAAAAAUUGGUUUUAAGCAUUUGUAACGGAACCUAGAAAGUCAGAGAGGCAAAAGAGGGUUAGGUAAUCAUUAGCCAAUGAUCAGAAAAGAGAAGAUACAAAUAUAAGAUGCAAUAAGUGCGUGUUGUAUUUGGAUCAGAAUGUAACCAGGAAGGAGCUACAGAGUUCAGACCUUGUUUGGGGGGAAUGGUCAUCUCCAGUUGCCCUGUGCUAGAGCUGCAUGAUGAGGUUUUCCACUUAGGUGAGGGCAGCCUCUUCAGUGCUUGGAAAUUUUCCCAGCAGCUUUAAGAGAUUGACUUCUCCUCAGUUCUCAAGAGAAGCACCAAAGGACCAGUCUCAUUGGCGUCUUGGUAUUUUGCAUCAACAUGGUCAUGAAGGUGCCAAAUUCCACUUUGCACAACCCAAAAAAGCUAGAAUCUAUCUCCAGUGCUGAGAGGUGGGACUGAUGCCAGCCCCCAGAAAGGGAACAACGGGAAAGGAUGGAAGGAAAUCAAAACUAGGAGAAAGGAGUGUUUCACCCCGAGCAAAGGCCACUAGCAAAUGUUGAUGAAAGGCCACAAAACCCCACGACCUGAAUUGUUUUCAUAAUCUAUUGAGAGAGUCACUCGAAAAGGGGCUCUUCAUGCAGCUCACCUGCACAUCUUAAACAUCAGAAUGGAUCUCAGGAGUGUAAUAGCUGCAGGAAUUUAUACUUUUGCUGCUCCCACAAAAACCCAAGUUUCUGCUAAAAGUGUGUCCGGCUUCUCCUCGUACGCUAACUGGAAAAUGGAACACAGUUUCUACUUACCUUUUCCCUACACAGCAGCUUGAAAGCCAAGGUAGAAAUCUCAUGCUGUGGUCUCCUCCUAGGUACCCGCAAGAUGGAAUAUAAAGGAAACAGCUGGCAUGAGACCUGCUUUAUCUGCCAUCGGUGCCAACAGCCAAUUGGAACAAAGAGUUUCAUUCCCAAAGACAGUCAAAAUUUCUGCGUGCCCUGCUAUGAAAAGCAGUUUGCUAUGCAGUGUGUCCAGUGCAAGAAGGUAUUGUUUAUUGCUUCGUGCAAAUGACUAUUCAACCGAAAGCGACACACACACACACACACACACACACACACACUUGUCUGCUUUAGUUCGAAGCAAAACUGCAAUCCAGUUAUGCGUCUACUUUUGCUCCAACACGUUCCAGAGCAUUGAACUAUAUCAGGCUGUGCAAUGCUUUGAAGUCAUGCGUAUUUUGGCUUACCUAAAAGACAGAAAGACACAGGAACAAAGAAGGUUGUCAGGGGCUUCGCAGAAAAGGUGUGAGGGGUUCAGCAUGAGACUAGUUCUGCUACCUAUUGCUUAAAAGAUUUGCAAGGUGAACGGAAAUGGGGCACAAAAUCAAUAGGAAUUCCUUUUUUAUUUUCUUUUUCAUUCCCAUUUUUCUUUUCAUUUCGCAGCCAAUUACUACAGGAGGAAUUACUUACCGGGAGCAGCCAUGGCACAAGGAGUGUUUUGUGUGCACUGGGUGCAAAAAACAGCUCUCUGGGCAACGCUUUACUUCCCGGGAUGAGUUUGCCUAUUGUUUGAACUGCUACUGCAGCCUCUAUGCCAAGAAGUGUGCAGGAUGCACCAAUCCAAUCAGUGGUAAGUAUCGUGUUACCGUUUUCCUUUGCAGACAGAAAAAAAGCACCUCAAAAACAGCAUCAAUCAGUUCAGAAUAAAGUUCAUUCGUUCAUUUUAUUUAUUUGCUGCUUUUCCUGGAGGGCCACAGGUUCCUCAUCUCUGAUCUAGGGACUGACAGGAAUCUAGAAUUCUGCAUGCAGGCUCAGCUGUGACAAAGUUAUGUCAAUGAUGUGUUUAAAUGCAACUUUCCCACAUGUUUAAGUCCAAGGAAGUUUAUUCACAACUGGAAACGAUGUGGGAAUCUGACCCAAAUGACCUUACAGAAGGUGUUCCUGUGUUUUCUUCUUAAAUACUUGUUUUGCCUUUUCAGGACUUGGAGGAACCAAGUACAUCUCCUUUGAGGAACGCCAGUGGCACAACGAUUGCUUCAACUGCAAGAAGUGCUCCCUGUCGUUAGUGGGCCGCGGUUUCCUCACAGAAAGGGAUGACAUCCUGUGUCCUGAGUGUGGGAAGGACAUUUAAAAUGUGAAAAGAAUAAAACCACCACCAUCGGCUCUCACAAGUGCAUAUAUUUUCUCAAAUAAGCAAUGACAGCUGUGGGUUUUGACCAGAAGUGAAAAAAGUGUUUGGGUUUUCCCCCCUGAAAUACAGGGUAUAUAGUCAUCAGGAUUUUUUUUUCUUUUUCUUUUUCUAGGUUGUAGAAAUGCUUUAGAGAAGGGAAAGACAAAAGGGUGGGGAGGUGGUUUUGACAUUGACUGCUAGGCAAUACAUUUAUGAAUCGAGUCCAGUUCAAAUACGGAGUUGUGAGUUGCUCAGAUAUUUAGAGGAUAAAAGCUACCAGUGAAGAUGGCUGAUUAUUAUCUCCAGGUUUAGAGACAGUGUGAACUCUGGCUGCCAGGUGCUGGAGAACACAACAGGAAGUGUGGUAUUGAGAUAGCGUUGCCAUACGCCUGGAAUUUUCCAGACAUAGCCAGCAUUCAUCCCCCUUAAGCAGCGUCCAGGCGGAAAUUGCUUAAAUGUCCAGGAAAAUAUGGACAUAUGGCAGCCCAUGUUGGUAGUGUAGAUUUAGGCAAUUUUAAUUUAAAAAAAUAGCUCAAAAACACAUUUUUUGUUGUUGUUGAGAUUUCGUGGGGGGAAAGCUCAACAACUCAACAACUUUGCCAAAAAGAGCAGAGCUCAACAGCUUCUGUGUCUGGAUUUUCACUUUUUGAAAUAUGGCAACCCUAAUUUAGCUCAUACCCUGCUUGUGGACUUCCCAUAAUAAUCUGCUUGGCUACCACACAACACAGGGUGCUGACGUAGCUGGGCCUUUGGUUUGAUUCAACAGGGCUGUUACAUUCUUAGCAAUACAAAUUUCAAUACAAAGAUGUAUGUAGUUUAAAACUGAUAACAUAUUUGACUUGGGGAUUCUGGAAAGAUUACAGGAGCUACUGUUUGGUAUUGAUAGAUCAAGUAUCAGUGUUCAUCUUGUCCAAGUAGGUGAUAAUUUGAAAGUAGGGUAUGUUGGUUCAAUCAGUGAUAGAAAGUUAGAUAGAAAGUUUUGGGUUAUGCCUUAAAAUAAGGGUUUUGAGGCUACAAUUCUAUGCAUACUUUCACUGGAAUUACUCCCAUUAAACUGAUUGGGACGUUCUUCGACAUAAAUGUACACAGGAACAGACUGCAUGAGGUUUAAAUUGAUGUGAAUCCGCAACACAUUAUUGCAUGAUACUGCAAGGCCAUUUUGCAAAGUACAUUUUUCGUUUUUAGUACUCGUUUUGAAAUUCCAUUGCACCUUGUAUUUUAUGAAGUAAUAAACGUAUUUCUAAUGAAGUCUGCUGUAUUUUGGUGAAGUUGACAUCUUAAAGACUUAACUUUCAAUAAAUGUUAGCAUUUGAGGUAA